GUAGUAUUUAUACCUAUAUACACAACCCAUACAAUAUAACUUGCCUACCUACUACCUACCCACAGUUCAGUUUGACGCGAAUCGCGGAAACAGCGUGUGUGCGCGCGCGCGCCUUUCCCUUAAUCUGUACACCUCACCGUCCUCUCUAGCUUCUGCACAAGUCGCAAACGCUCGCUGUUCCCGGAAACCUCUUCCUCGACGUCUGCUGCAGCUAGAGAGUCGGUCGUUGUCGCGGGUGGAAUCGCUCCCCCCCCCCGAUGGCUUCGCUGACCGGCGCACCGGAGUAUCGACGAUCAUCUGCCGCCGCUGCUGUUGUUGUUGUUGUCGUCGAUCCUUCCUGCAUCAUCGCCAGUGCAGAUGAGCAAGCAGAGCGGCGGGGCCGGGGCCGGCUGCAGCAAACUGGACAGCAGCUGCUGCAUCAGCACCUUCCCCGAGCACAUCCUCGAGAUGAUAUUCUCGCACCUCGAUCUCUACACCCUCGGCAAUUGUCUGCUCGUCUGCAAGCGCUGGCACAGUUUUCUCAAUAACGACGAGAACAACGACAUCUGGCGCACGCACUGCAAGAAGAAACUCGCCGAGGAAACGCUCAGCUCGGACCUCCUCUCCUCGGUGCUCAGUCACAAGGCCAAACUCCGGGCUUACUACUAUGCCUGGAAUCCCAACGACUGCUCCAGGAACAUCUACACCAAGUUCAAUGACUUUACGCUGCAUAGGAAUCCCAUUGCACAGAGCACAGAUGCGUGCAGAGGCAAGAUAGGCUUUCGCCAUGGAAGACAUGCGUGGGAAGUCAUAUGGGAAGGUCCUCUUGGAACAGUUGCCGUUAUAGGCAUAGCCACUAAAGAAGCUGCGCUGGUUUGUCCAGGUUACGUAGCUUUGCUUGGAUCCGACGAACAUUCCUGGGGCUGGAAUCUUGUUGAUAAUAAUCUCCUGCAUAAUGGAGAUGCUCAAGGAAACUAUCCUCUUCCAAACAAUGCACCAAAAUACCAAGUAGGAGAGAGAAUAAGAGUCAUAUUAGAUUGCGACGAUAAUACCUUAUCGUUUGAAAAGAAUUACGAAUUCCUGGGUGUAGCAUUCAGAGGAUUACCGGACAAAAGGCUAUACCCAGCUGUAUCUGCAGUCUACGGCAAUACAGAAGUUUCCAUGGUAUACUUGGGUCCUCCGCUGGAUGGGUAACACCUUACAUUUCAACACAAAAUACCUCAAGAUGAUUAUUUUGCAUUUUUAUGUAACUUACUCCUGCUGAAGUUGCAGUUAAAAAGCAUCAGCAGAAUAUUUAAGUUAUUGCGAAAUUUUCUCCAGCUUUGGAAUGCUGUAGUUUGUGUUAAGUAUUGAGUACCAAAAUUGCUGAUUUAGUAAAAAUGUGAAAUCAUUUAAAAUUUCACAGUGUAUAUAGUACGCUUUAUAAGUAGCUUGAGAAUCCAGCUAGGCAAUUUCAACAAUUUUUUUAAAAAUCAACAUAAAAUUCAAAGAAAAAUAUUAUGCUCCGUGAGUAAUUAUAAAGAUAAUUAUUUAAUCGUGUCAUUGAGAAGUAUACAUAAAACACUCACUGUUUAAAAAUUUGAAAAACAAAUUUAAACAUCAGUAAGUAUUGCUUUUUCAUCUGGCUGUAAAAAUGCGUGUAAAUCAAUUCAAGCAUAUAGAUUAGUUAACUCGAAAGAGCAAGGCAACUUAAAGAAAUAUUUAUUAUACAUUAAUUAUAGAAAUGAUGUUUUCUAGUCUGUACAUACUUCUGAUAUUGUAUUUAUUCAUGAAUUAUUUGCCUCAGGUAAUGAAAAUCAUUUUUUAAGUAUUAAAAAAUACUGACAAUUCAGAUUGUAUAUUAUAAACAACAUGUAAGAUAAAAAUAGUACUUAAUAGUGACAGAAUUUUCAUAAAACCAGAGUACAUUGGUUGUACAUACGUUUUACCAUCACUACGUUUAAACUAUCUAGGGUAUCUGUUCAUUAUAUUUUCUAAACUUUUGUACAGAAUUGUGUACAUAAUUAAUACAAAUGUUUAAGAAAUAAAUUUUAUUUCUUAUGUACCUCAAAAGGCUGUGUAAAAUGCGUCACACUUCUUUAUCUCUACCUAGCUCAGUCUUAAAAAUAUUUUUCUUUUCAUCAUUUACCACAAGAAUAUUCAUGCGCAUCAUUAAACUACAUAGUCAUAAAGAAUAAAGAUAUUUGGUCUCAUUCACGGAAAGAAAGUUUUCGUUCCAAGACUUUCAUA
Molecule: messenger RNA, 2208 nt
Organism: Nasonia vitripennis (jewel wasp)
Lineage: Eukaryota; Metazoa; Arthropoda; Insecta; Hymenoptera; Pteromalidae
Gene: Fsn
Product: F-box/SPRY domain-containing protein 1
Exons: 4
Coding region: 358-1173 (271 amino acids)
Biological process (GO): proteasome-mediated ubiquitin-dependent protein catabolic process; synapse assembly involved in innervation
Cellular component (GO): SCF ubiquitin ligase complex; synapse
Molecular function (GO): protein binding
Source: RefSeq, a predicted model, not a curated record